GCCCGAUGACAAUGGCGAUGUACGCGUUACGAUGGUUACGGUCCCAGAAGGCAAUCGCACUUCGCUUUCACGGCCCGAUCGUAGCCUGGACUUCACACCUCCUGGAGUCGACCUCUCCAACAUGCGAACUCUACCUGCGUACAUUGAAAUGCAGUCACGAUCACUGAGCUCGUCCUUUGGCAGCGGGCAAGCGCAGGAUGCCACAGCAAUCGACCUGCCAAGACGGGAGAGUCAGUUUUCACGUAUGACGGUAGUUUCUGAACUGAUUCACGGCAUCCAUGAUGAGCAACAUCAGGGCUUUGCCAGCAGUGCAUCGUCAUCCAUUCUCUCUCGCCUUGCACGGACCGGCGGGGCAGACAGCAAGAGCGCAUCGAGCAAGACAAAGCGAGAGUCGUCCGGAAUUUCCAUUCUCGCUCCGAAGAAGAAGGGACGAACUGCCGGCAGGGUGGCAGAUGGUGGCUUUGAAGGACCGUUUGACGAGGCAUUCUGGGAGAAGGUAGAGGAGAAGAAAUCGUUGGAAGGUUUGAUCAAGAAAAUUGCCAUCCGCGAAGCCAGACUUGAUCGCAUCAUCGAGCAGAGUGGGUCAGCAGAGGCUGCAGUCACAGCUAUUCUGGACAAGUCUAACUCUCAAGGAGAGGCGCGGCAGCUAUUAGACGGGCUGAUUGUCCGCGGCAUUGAUCUCGGUUGUCGCGACGAUCCGUAUCUGCACAUUGCCGCGGAGAAGAAUUACGUCUACGUAGCGCGAACGUUGAUGGAUAACGAGGCAGCGAUCGAUGCGGCCAGUGAGAAAGGACAGCUACCUGUGAUCAUUGCACUUCAAGCUGGCCAUGAUGAGAUGGCGUCUGUUAUCUUGCGCCGAAUGAACAAGAAAAGCGUCCGAGAGCUGUUUGAUGCACAGAAAGACGACCACUCGUUCCGUUUUCAAAACCUUGUGUCAUCAGGGGAUAUGCCGCUGACGUGUCGGGCUAUUCUGGAUGCCUGCGUCCAGCCGACUGACGAGCCAGACGAGUACCGUUUCCAUUAUCGUAUUCUGGAGAGCGAUGCAAACGGCUACUCACCCAACGAUGCAGGGUUUAACGUGAACGGUAAAACCGCCUUUCACCGAGUUCUGGAGUGCCGAGACAAAGAGAUGCAGCUGCACACCGUUGUGCGCAUGUUGAUCUACAACAAGUGGGUGGAGUAUGGAGAGAGAAUGGCCAUCCUGAACCUGUCGCUCUACUGUCUGUUCAUGCUUUGCGUGACGUUUUCACUGAUCUCCGCUGGCACACAAGCUGACCCGCGUGUCUACGACAGUGCACUGGACUACGCCAGAGGUGUGCUGGAAGUGAUCAGUCUGAUCGGGGUCAUGUUCAAUCUGUACGAUGAGAUCAAGGAAUUACACAGGGAGAAAAUGGCUUACUUGACAGAUGGCUAUAACUAUCCCCAGGUCAUCUCUAUGCUACUCUUGGUUGCCAUCAUUCCACUGCGUUGGACUGAUCAAGAUGCACAAUGGCACGUGGCAUGCUUCGCAUAUAUCUUCCUUUGCCUGCGUAUUCUCAUGCUGAUAUCCGUCACAAGAAUGGUUGGUAUAUACCUACAGAUACUGACACGUAUUCUCUACAAGGACAUAUCACGUUUUGUGAUCAUAUUCGGGAUCUUCCUCUUGACAUAUUCUGGCUCUUUGUUCCUGGCAUUGCGUGCCGAACCCAUCAUGGAGAGGAACUCCACGUCAGACCCGAAGGAAACCACUGAGCUGAGUCUCGGACACUUCACAUCGAAUUACGGUUUCAUUCUUGUGAGUGGACUGCGAACGAUGAUUCAGCAGGAAAACAAUGUGGACUACAUCAAUGACGACGAGCCGAGUGAAUCAUUCAGCUGGUUGGGUAUAGUCAUCAACAUGCUGUUCCUGUUCUUCGUGCUGGUAGUGCUGUUGAACAUCUUGAUCGCUCAGCUUAGUGAUACGUAUGCUGAUGUGAAAGCUGAUGCACAGCGUGAACUUGAGCAAAACUGGGCGGCGUCGCUCAGGAUUCUUGAACAGGGAACGUCACCAUUGAAGAGAUACCGUUUUAGGAACUAUGAUGACUACGAAGAUGUUGUCCACCCUGGACAUCGAUUAAUCGGCUGGGAAGAACCUAAGGAUGCCGUCGAAGAUCAAGAGGAGAAACGCCGCAAGCUGCAGAUGGAAGCGGAUAUCGAGAAGCAGAGUCGGCAGAUAAUGGCGUUAAAGGCGCAAAUGCGAGCCACCCUUGAGCUGCUACACGAGAAUAGAAAGGUGCCGCCCAAGCUUCACCACAACAUUGCCCAUCUCGGUACCGUGCAGGUACCAGAAACCGUGAACAACAUCGUCAUGAAAACAGAGGCCGUUCUUCGGGAUGACGUGAUGGAAACACGUAAACAGCAGAACACAAUCUUCAACGAUCUGUCACAGGCGGCACGCGAACACACGGACACGCUGAAGAAGGCGGUUGACGACCAGAACCGAGACACGCAAACGCUGAUGACGACUUCGUUCCAGACAACCUCAACAGAGCUGGACCAUCUGAAGCAGACGGUCGGUGUUAAGCUACCCGACACCAUACAAUCAGUAACAGCAGCCGCGCACACCGAAACCAUUGCAGCGCUCAGUGCCAAGCUGAACGAAACCAAUGGUCAACUUCAGGCACUGGAGCAGUACAUUCAAACCAACCUGCGAGAGAGCAUCGACACAGCCAUUAAAAUCUCGGUGCGCUCGGUCAUCGGCGAUGUCACAGCCGCAGAGACGAUGGUACGCGAACAAGAGAACGAACACAAUCGUGAGCUGGGAGAAGCUCUCCACCUCAGCCAGCAGAACAUCACUGAUACUCUGUGCAAGACCGUCAAGGAGAACUGUAAUUGCCUGCAGGUAGACUUGACUCAGCAACUUGAACGGGGCAUGACAGCACGUCACCAGGCCCUGGAGCAGCAGCUGAGCGGACAAGUCGACAAGAUAAUUGCCGAAGUAAACCGCCUUAUCGGCGGAUCAUUCUAGACUCGCAUAACGUCAAAAUGGACAAUGCCUUACUUGCUGUCUUGAGAUUUUCCUGAGAGUCCUCACACUGCUUUUGAUGAGCUCCAGACUUGAUUCUCUUUUCGUUUCCUCAUCAACGGAUCAUUCAACGGAUCAUUCUCGAUGUUCAUAAUUGCACAUGAAUACUACUCUAGAGGACAUGGAAAUUCGGUCGACUGACCGGGGCCAGCGUCC
Sycon ciliatum is the source of this 3199-nucleotide messenger RNA. RefSeq lists its product as uncharacterized. The transcript has 14 exons. NCBI's taxonomy places the organism in Eukaryota, Metazoa, Porifera, Calcarea, Leucosolenida, Sycettidae. Gene Ontology annotation, molecular function: calcium channel activity; protein binding. Bases 32 to 2986 code for a protein of 984 amino acids. Gene Ontology annotation, biological process: calcium ion import across plasma membrane. Gene Ontology annotation, cellular component: plasma membrane. The record is from RefSeq and is a predicted model, not a curated record.